AUGAGUACCGAAACACCGGUUAAAAAUGGUGAAGUGCAAGUUCCCGAGUCUUCACCAGCGGAAGAAUCGAAGAUUGCUUCGUCUUCGCCGCUAAAAAACAACGAUACACAGGCAUCGCUUUUGAGGGACAGAUUUGUUUACAAACCGGUUGAGAACCCAGAACUUAAUGCUGUAGAGGGCAGUGAAACGUCAGGUAGUGGGAUAGAUGCGGAAGUGGCGACGCUGUCUGGGGAAUACCCCGAAUUUUCGGAAACUUUGAUCAGAGCAGUGUUCAAAUCCAACUCGUACAACCAGAGUUUGACGCGUGAAAGACUGGAAAAAAUCCAGUCGCAGAAAACUUCGCGAUCGUGGGCCUGGAGAAGCGGUGAUAAAAAGCCUACUGCCCGGCUUGGAACGUUAGGAUCGCCCUCAGACGCAAGAACAAGUGGGAUGAGCAGAAUGGGAUACGGGUCCGGAAGAACCGUAGUUGCAUCGCCAGAAAAGUCCUCGAAAGUCACUGUUGAAAAACAGAAAACUUCCAUUUUCGAUCGGUACUCGCAUGUCAUGAACCAGCGUCACAGACCUACUAUGGAAUCUGUCGUGGUAGAUCCGUCCACAGUGGCCCAAUUGGAGUCCACAACCCGCAAGAGACGGAAACUGGUUCGUGCGGAUAACGUACGGCCGGCUCACUCGUCAAGCACCAAGAAAAGCUCUGUGUCGCUCUCUGACGAGGAUGAGGACGAAAUUAGCGGAGACGAGAACAUCAGUGGGGAAGACUAUCAGGAAAAUACGCCCGAAAUUAAUAUUGAUGCCGAAAUCUUGAAGUUCUUGAACGAGGCGGACGUGAAAGAUAUAGCUGAUCUAGCGGAUACUUCGCUGGAUAAAGCAAACAUGGUCGUCAAAAACAGGCCCUACAGCAGCUUGGAAGCAUUCAGUCAAGCAGACUUUAUAACCGAAGAUGAACUAAAAAAACAGGAAAAGAAGAAGACGACGAAACGAGGUCAAACGAAAAAGGACGGUGAGAAACUGUUAGACAAAGUAAUUCAAACCAUGAAAGGUUAUAACGCGAUUGAUUCUUUGAUCAAAAAGUGUUCGGCUUACGGGGCAUCUAUCGCCUCUCAGAUUCAGAAGUGGGGUGUCAAUGUUGAAGACAUCCAAAGUGGAGAGCUCAAUUUCAUCGAUAUUGGUGACGACAAUGAAAGUGAGGUCAGCGAGGACGACUCUCCAGUUCCAGAAACCACUCCAUCUAACAAUAGUAGUGCUAUCGUUAAAUCCAAGAAGACAAAUAUCGAUGGCGAUGAAAGCGAUAUUGAUGAUGACGAGGAAGACUAUCAGGACAGCGAGGACGAAGAUUUCCGCGCAAAGAGGAAAACGAGGGCUUCGGGCCGUGGUAGAGGUAGACCAAAGCAGACAACAGUCAAAUUUCUAAAGCAGAAGCCUAAGCUGCUCUCUCCUGAAGUAUCGCUGAAAGACUAUCAGCAGACGGGUAUUAACUGGAUAAACCUUCUCUAUCGCAAUAACCUAUCCUGCAUACUUGCAGAUGAAAUGGGUCUCGGAAAGACAUGCCAAGUCAUUGCGUUUUUAUCGUACCUAAAGCAAAACAAUGAACUCGGUCCACAUCUGAUCGUGGUUCCGUCCUCAACGCUAGAAAACUGGCUCAGAGAAUUUGCCAAGUUUUGUCCUGAUUUGAAGAUUGAGCCUUAUUAUGGGUCUCAACAAGAAAGGGCAGAGUUACGCGAAAUUUUAGAGGAUAACGAUGGACAAUACGAUGUGGUAGUCACAACCUACAAUUUGGCGUCAGGUAGCAAGUACGAUGUCUCUUUCUUAAAGAAUCGUGGAUUCAACGUUGUGGUAUACGACGAGGGCCACAUGCUGAAGAACUCGCUUUCAGAGCGAUUUUCAAAACUGAUGAAGAUUGAGGCGAAUUUCCGGCUCUUGUUGACCGGAACACCCCUUCAGAAUAAUUUGAAGGAGCUGAUGUCCUUGCUUGAGUUCAUUAUGCCCAGCCUGUUUAUUUCGAAAAAAGACGAUUUGUCGGCCGUGUUUAGACAGAGAGCCCGAACCUCUGACUCCAAUAAGGACUAUAAUCCGCUACUAGCUCAGGAAGCUGUGGCUAGAGCAAAGACUAUGAUGAAACCUUUUAUCUUGAGAAGAAAAAAGGAUCAAGUUUUAAAACACUUGCCUAGAAAGCACACCAGAAUCGAAUACUGCGAUAUGUUAGAGACACAACGAGCAAUUUACAAUCGAGAGAUUCAGCUUGUCUUAGAGCACAAGCGCAUGCUUGCAGAAAGAGACGAAGAAGGAGAAUCACCACAAGAAACCAAAAAGAACGGGAAAGCCGUGAAGAGCAAGAUGAAUAUCUCGAAAAACCUAAUCAUGUCUUUGAGGAAAGCCUCUUUGCACCCGCUGCUGUUCAGACAUAUUUACACCAAUGACAUGCUGGAUCAGAUGAGUCAAGCGAUUCUAGGCGAACCCGAUUAUGCAGAAAACGGAAACAAGGACUACAUCAAGGAGGACAUGAGCUAUAUGACGGAUUUCGAGCUACACAAAUUGUGCUUGAAUUUCCCAAAAACCCUAGGAUCAUUCCAGCUGAAAAACGACGAAUGGAUGAACUCGGGCAAAAUUCAGGUUUUGGCCAAGAUUCUCAAGGACAUUAUCGAUAACAAGAAGGAGAAGGUCUUGAUCUUCUCGCUGUUUACGCAGAUGCUGGACAUCCUAGAGUUGGCGCUGACCACGCUGAACAUCAACUUUCUGCGUCUGGAUGGCUCGACGCAGGUCAACGACCGACAGACACUGAUCGACAAGUUCUACGACGAUGAAAGCAUUCCCGUGUUUAUCCUGUCGACCAAGGCAGGAGGCUUCGGCAUCAAUUUGGUGUGUGCAAACCAUGUGAUAAUAUUUGACCAAAGCUUCAACCCUCACGACGACAAACAAGCUGCAGACCGUGCCCACCGUGUGGGACAGACAAAGACGGUGCACACCACCACGCUCAUCACGCGCAACUCCAUCGAGGAGAAGAUUCUUCAGUUGGCCAAGAACAAGCUGGCCCUCGACACUCAUAUCAGCGAAGAUGAUCCAAAGGCCGCCGAAGCUCUGGAUAAUCGCGUCAGCGACAUUCUAGAGGACAUUAUCUUUGAUGAGAACCAGUAG
Molecule: messenger RNA, 3129 nt
Organism: Lachancea meyersii CBS 8951
Lineage: Eukaryota; Fungi; Ascomycota; Saccharomycetes; Saccharomycetales; Saccharomycetaceae
Source: the annotation of a GenBank genome assembly